This is a messenger RNA of Pediculus humanus corporis (human body louse), 885 nucleotides long. RefSeq lists its product as uncharacterized. The transcript has 3 exons. NCBI's taxonomy places the organism in Eukaryota, Metazoa, Arthropoda, Insecta, Psocodea, Pediculidae. The record is from RefSeq and is a predicted model, not a curated record. Gene Ontology annotation, biological process: spliceosomal complex disassembly. Gene Ontology annotation, molecular function: RNA binding. The coding region runs from base 1 to 885 and encodes 294 amino acids. Gene Ontology annotation, cellular component: spliceosomal complex.
AUGGGUAAAACAAAUUUAGAUGGAGUUGAUUUAUACGAAUUGUUUGGCCUAACGAUAAACGCGAGUUUAAAUGAAAUUCGAACUGCUUAUCGUAAGAAGGCAUUAAAAUGUCAUCCAGAUAAAAAUCCAGACAAUCCAAAAGCAGCAGAAUUAUUUGUACAAUUAACCGAUGCCUUAGAAAUCCUAUUAGACGAAUCAGCUAGAGCUGCUUAUAAUAAAUUACUCGAGGCAAAAGAAGCUGCUAGAAUAAGGCAUCAGCAUUUAGAUGAAAAAAGGAAAAAAUUUAAAGAAGAUUUAGAAGCAAGAGAAACAGCUCAUUUUGCAAAGAUAAAAAAACAGAAAACAGAAGAAGAAAAAUUAAAAGAUGAAAUAGCGAGACUUCAAAAAGAGGGAGCAAAAUUAGUUCAAGAAGAAAUAAAAUUAUUACAAGAAGAAAUUAGUCGAGAGUUAGGAUCUGAUGUAAAUAAUUUGACGGAGGAUGGAAGUCGGUAUAAAAUUAUAAUUGAAUGGAAAGGGGAAAAAAAUGAUGGGGAAAAUGGAGGUUACAAUGAAGAUGUAUUAAAUAGAAUUUUUAAAAAAUAUGGCGAUGUAGUAGCAGUGGUUGUUUCAACCAAGAAAAAAGGUCAGGGACUAAUCGAAUUCAAAGAAAAACGAGCAGCUGAAUUAGCAAUGAAGAUAGAAUUGGGUUUUAUGAAUAAUCCAUUAAAAUUAAAAUGGCUUGAUAAAAACAUGAGACAGACAAAAAACAGUGGUAAAUUUGUAAAUGAUUCACUCAUCAAUGAAAGAGAUUAUGAAAGUUUGGUUAUUAGAAAAAUGAGACAAGCAGAAGAAAGGAAAAGAUUACAGGAACAAAUAUUAAAAGAAGAUAUCGAUGACAAUGAUUAA